Messenger RNA from Portunus trituberculatus (swimming crab), 6099 nucleotides. RefSeq names its product dynactin subunit 1-like. The record is from RefSeq and is a predicted model, not a curated record. The coding region runs from base 138 to 4598 and encodes 1486 amino acids. Gene Ontology annotation, cellular component: kinetochore; spindle pole; microtubule associated complex. Gene Ontology annotation, biological process: nuclear migration; establishment of mitotic spindle orientation. The transcript has 29 exons. Lineage: Eukaryota; Metazoa; Arthropoda; Malacostraca; Decapoda; Portunidae.
AGUUAGGGUCCGAUGGCAAGGCGGAGCAGCUGAGCCUGACUGAGUGACUGUUGCUGUUGUUGUUGUUGGCGGUGCGGUGACUCAUCCCCGGGGGCCAUCGAUCUUGCUUAUUAUUUGCAUUGAUGGUGUGAAGCAACAUGUCGGAUAAACCUAUUCGUGUUGGCCAGCGGGUGGAGGUCAUCGGCAAAGACACCCAAGGGACUGUGGCCUUUGUGGGCACAACACAUUUCUCCCAGGGCAAGUGGAUAGGCGUCGUUCUGGAUGAGAGGAAGGGCAAGAAUAACGGUUCAGUGCAAGGGAAGACCUACUUUCAGUGUGAUGAAGGGUGUGGCAUCUUUGUACGGACAAGUCAGCUGAUAGUGGUGGGAGGUGGAGACGACCUUGAGGAAGAUGGAUCCAACACCCCAUCUGCCUCCUCUGCAGCAAGCACUCCGGCUACUGACAAGCCUCGCUCCAGCUACCAGCGGCCGGAGAGAAGGCCCUCCAGGUUUGGGGGUCAAUCAAGCCUGAAACGGAAGGUAGAGCCGACCAGGUUACCAAUGUUUGGUAAAUUGCCGCAGCCGAAACAGUACAGCUCUGAGCUUCCACGGACUCCUUCCCUCUCCAGUGUCACCUCCAGUCCCUCCUCUCUUUAUAAGACUCCAUCCCAAACCUCCCUUGGUAAAUCUGGAGGAUCCAGAACAGACCUGACUAAGGCUGAGUCUCUUGGCAAUGUUUACAAGGCCUCACCUAAACUUGAUCUAUCAAAAGUGUCCUCAAAGAUAGACUGUGGGGACAAGUCUUUACUAAAGAGGCCACCUUCAGUAUCCUCCAUUGAGUCAACUGAUAGCAGUACUUCCAGUCCAAGGCCAUCCAUCUCCAGGGCCACCCCAUUCCGUAAACCACUUGUUCCCACUUCCCUGAAGCCCUCCUCCACAACCACACCCUCCACUCCCUCCUCCUCCUACAGGAGUGAUCUACAGGCAAAGCUGCCUCUGGGAAAUCCAGGAAAGGCUGGCCAGCGAGAAGAUCGCACCCCAAGCAAAGAGUCAUCUCCACGCACCGACAUGAAAAAAGGGUCCUCGUUUGUGGAGGCCAGGCCAAGUCCUCGUUUUGGCCGAGAGUCGAGUGGAGGUGGCACAAAGGGCGGGUCACAGGCCAUCACUCACAGCCCCCGCAUUCCCUCCCUGGCUGUCGGGUCAGGGAAUAUUGGGGUGUCGCAGGUCGGGCGGGCAGCGGCCGAGGGCCAUGAGAUAGCCUGUCAGACCGAACAAACCAACUUCGUGGAGACCCUGACACCGCAGUACACGCCGGGUGCUCCUUCCAGUGCCAUGCAGACCCUGGAGGAUAAGGUGGCUGCCCUCCAGGCCCAGCAGGAGAUGGAAAACCUGAGAGGCGAGAUACAGGACCUCAAUGAAAAGCUGGAGACGCUCAGAGUGAAGCGUGCUCAGGAUAAGGAGAAGCUGAAAGAAGGAGAGAAAAUGAAAUUGCAAGUGGAGCAGCUUCUGGAGUUCAAGUCCCGUAUCAUGGAGGCUCAGGCUCAGUUACAGAGGGAGUUACAGAAAGCCAAGGCUGAAGCCCGUGAAGCUGUGGAGAACCGUGACCGCCACAUGGAUGAUACCCAGGAACUCGCUGAAAAUGUAGAGAUGCUCACACUAGACAAGGAGAUGGCUGAGGAGAAAGCUGAGACACUGCAGCUUGAGCUGGACCAGGCCAAGGAAAGGAUAGAGGAAUUGACGCUGGACUUGGAAAUCCUCAAGACAGAGAUGAGUGGGGUUGGAACUCCCACUGAUGGUGUGGCAAAUUCACUUCAAGUGCGGCAGUUGGAACAACAGAACAGUCGCCUUCGGGAAACAUUGGUCAAGAUGCGUGAUCUCUCAGCCCAUGAUAAGCAUGAGCUGCAGCGUGUCCAGAAGGAUCUUGAAACCAAAAAGGGAGAAUUGGCUGAUAUGGCACGGGCUAAAGACAAGCUGGCAGCACAGGUGGGCCAGCUAGAGCAGACCAUCUCAGACCUCCAGGAACAGGUGGAUGCAGCACUGGGAGCGGAAGAGAUGGUGGAAACCCUGACUGACCGUAACCUGAACCUGGAGGAGAAAGUGGCUGAGCUGCUAGAGACUGUGGCUGACCUGGAGGCAAUCAAUGACAUGAAUGACCAGCUUCAGGAGAAUGCUCGGGAGCUGGAGCUGGAGCUGCGGGAAGAGCUUGAUAUGGCCAAUAGCAAGAUCAGGGAGGUCAUGAGGGAGCGUGAGGCAUCUAAUGAGGUCAUUGUGGACCAGGAUGGAACAAUCAAGAAGUUCCGUGAGUUGGUCCAGAAGCAGCAGGAGCAGAAUAUGGAUCUCCGUCAUGCCCUGGAGAAGGAGACCAACAAGCCCAUUGGCACUCCCUCAGAGAUCAUUGAUUUCAAGAAAAUGUUUACGGAAACGAAGGCACACAGCAAGGCCAUUGACAUGGAACUGCGGAGGCUGGAGGUGGCCCAGGCCAACCAUCAUGUGGCUUACCUCACCCAGUACAUGCCAGACAACUUCAUGUCCCGCGGUGGUGACCACGAUGCUGUGCUGGUGCUGCUGCUUGUGGCCCGUAUGAUCUCCAAGGCCGAAAUUGUGAUUGGAGGAAUAAGAGACAAAUACCCAGUUCCAGAGAACAUUGACCGAUCUGCUGUCCUCAAGACCCAUGCCAUUGAUCAGUAUGCUUUCUCAGCCCGUCUCCUUCAGCUGCUUUACUCCAUGCAGGCACUGCUCCACCAGUACCAGUACGUGUUGGGAACCUGUAGUGUUGAGGUGUUCCUGCGGCUUGGCACACUCUAUCCUGAGAUGGCCUCUCAUGAGCGCAACCUGGACUUUUAUGUAGACUUGCUUAGGAAAGAUCAGCUGGAUGAGAAUGUGUCUCUGGAGUCUCUGGAAAAGACAGUCGGCUAUUUUUCUACUGUCUAUCCAUCCCACCUGCUGUCUGAGAAGAUGGACCAGACGACGUACCUCUGUGAUACUGCCCGUGUCCUCACCUCUGGUGCUGAUGCCGCCAACACCUGUGCCUCUGUUGUUCUUGCCCUGCUACAUCCGCAGCAUGAAGAUUGUGAGGUGGCUGUGAUGUGCCGGGAUAUAGUAGCUGCUGGGAAGGAGAUCAAUGCAGCAGUGAAAAGAAUAAGGCGACGCAUGCCUCAGGAUGGCUCUGUGGGACCUCUCAGCUAUCCGGAGGAUGUACAAGAAACGCUCACUUCCACCACUAAUUAUAUGAACAACGCUGCUCGGGCCUUGAGACACCUCACACGCAACCUGUUACAGCAAACAUCUCUGCUAGCAGAUUCUGAGGGUGGGGUCAGUGGAGAGAAGCUGAAGGAGUUGACUCACCAAGCAACAGACCUCAUCUAUGGUGGAGAGGACCUGGGCCCAGACUCUAUCAAGCUCUCCAUCCAGCGAACCCUCAGUGAACUCACCCGUAUCACGUCUGCACUUGAGAAGGGAGAGUAUGAUUUUGAUGGAACAGUGGAGGAGCGAACUGCUCCUCCAGUGACGCUGCGAGCCCAGGCCCUUAAGAAUGAGAUGAAAGACACAGAACAUCUUAAGUACAAGCUGGAGAGUCGUGAGCAAGACCUUAAGGAAUUGAAACUUGCUGUCAAAGCCAAGAAUGAGGAGCUUAGUGAAAUGACUGUGCGACGUGACCUGGCAGAAAAGAAGUUGUCUACUGCCACCCGGGAUGCUGACCUCACCAUUGAGAAACUGCAGAGGAAGUUGGAUGACACUUUGAUGAUGCUGCGCCGCAAGGAGAAGGAGUACGAUGAAACAAUGGAUCACCUCCAGAGUGACAUAGAGAGUCUGGAGACAGAGAAGGGAGAGCUGCGAGAGAAAUUGAAGGCACUGAACAAGAAGACACUUUAUGAUGCACUCUCCAAGUCUUCACCUCUCACAGGUGUGGUGUCUCCCUCCUCCCCUACAACACCCUCUGCUGGAGGAGUGCCACCCUCUGUUCCUGGUGGGGGGAUGGUACGUGACUCCCCAAUGCUGCUGCAGCAGAUCACUGACCUCAAAACUGCUCUGCAUCAUGCCACUGCCUCUGUGCACAACAACACAGCACAACGUAUGCACAGCCAGCUAGCCAGCCUCAGGCCAAUCAAGGUACAGAAACUCAGCACAAUGGUGGGUGAAGAGAAGCGUGAUCUGAGUAAAGAGGAUGUGGACAUGGAGGACAAGCGCUCUACAGAUCACAUCAAUCAGCUGAUGCGCCAAGCUACUGGCCUGCAAAAGGAAGUAAAUGCACUCAUGACUGGUGUAACAGUGGUGGACUUGAGUAAGCGUAAGCCAGCUUCCUUCCCUGCCACUGCCACUAGUGACCCGGCGCACCACAUCAUCUCUCACAACAACAAGCUCAACACUCUCCGCACCCGCAUUGCUUCACUGCAGGAUGAAAUUACUCGUGCCCUUGCCCUGAACACACCAGGAGGAAGUGUUAGUACUGCUUUCUCUGCUUUUCCAUCUCCUCAGCUCACCAAGGUGCUGGGUGAGCAGGAGCUGGUGCAGGUGGGGCGGGUGAGGGUGCCGGGAGAUGUGUCAAGCAAUCAAGAGCCUGUACAAGUUGUCCUUCAAAGAGACCACCUAAUGAACCUCCACCUUCGCCUCUUGAAGUAGAGAUUCUGCCCCUGUCUGAUCCCCAUGUGGUACUGUUGCAGCUUGCUUCCAUCAGUGUGUCUUAGGUUAAGUGAAAACUUGUGAUAUGGUAGAAUAAUGACUUGUACAUAGAAAGGAUUUAAAGCUGGGUUGAGGGACCAUCCAGAUCUGUUUCUUCCCCCUCCCCAGGGCUUUGGUUAGAAUCAUACACUCACAAGUUUGCAUAGAUAUCUUGUUUAUGUGUAACUCACAUAUCAUUGAGUGAGUGGGAUAAUCAUGAGUCAUGCUGCUUGUGAGACCAGGAAGUUUUCAGAUUUUUUUACUCUUUACUACAUGAUAUUUAUUUUUCACACUAACUACUGUAUUGGGUAGCUAAACGUGUGUGGGGUACUAAGUGAACAAAGAAUUUUUAAUAUAUUCAGGAAUAAUUGCAGAACUAAUUUCUGAAAAGUCUGUGUCAGUCAGCUAGUAGCCAGAUGCCAUAUAUUCCUAAAGGGUGGCUGUGCAAGUAUUCUGUGAAGCAGCAGUCUAUUGCCUCAGAAGAGAACAGCUGAGAAACAUUUGGAUGUCGUUGUUUCCCUCUGGUCAUCCACAGAAAGCCAGCUACCUCUUAAAAGCAAGUCAGUACUGCAUCUGUGAAAACCCAUCACCACUUUGUUAAUGUAAGAAAUUAAUAAGAGGGAGUGGGUUGCUAGCACAGCAUCACCUGUAGAUAAAGUAUAAGAGGAAAAAAAAGAAUACCAAAGAUGGCAUAUGAUAAGGUUGAGGAUGCAAACCCUCACUCCAUGACUUUUGAAUUAUUCUCAGAGAGAUCUUCAGAGGUUGGAAAAUCUUGUAAAGAUUAUACAUACACUUACGGUUAAUGAAGGGAACUGACUGGUAUUCCCCUUACUUCCCACCACAGCCAUUGCACUAAACUGUAAAAAAUAACUAUUUUCAUAAUUGCAUGUUAAAAAAAAUUCAAUGAUUUGAUACUCUUCAUAUCUACAGGUAUUUCAGAUCAAUAUAUUUCAGUCCAUAGUUAAUUUCUUUUCAUGCACUUCAUAUUCAUUGCUCGCUGGAGUAAUUUGAUUAUAUAACAGCAUGCAGAAAAAAAACUUACAUUUAUAGUGAAAAUGUAAUAUUUCUUGAGGACAGAUUGUGUAUUAGAAAAUGAUAUAGUCUUCAGUCAGAACAGUAAUUUAUAAAAUUUUAAAGCUUUUUUUACAAUGUCAUGUUGAAAUAUCCGGUAUAACCAUUGCAGCUGAGCUUUACUUGGUAUUAUUUUCAUGCAUUUCUGUAAGUUUUUGGAAGUUAUGUAACAUGAAGAUUGUCUGCAGAGAGCAGCAAGCUGUCCAUUGUAAUGAUUGUUCCUUGUCAGAUGUUAGCUAGAAGUUCUCUGCUUUCAGGUCUCAUGACUCCUUUCACCAUAAGACAUGGCUGAGCCUGUGGAUUGUCUCCUUGUAUAGCCAAAAAUGUAUUAUGCAAUAUGUAAAAUUUUAUAGUACAUAAUUAAUUAUACUGAUAAAAUUGAAAUAAUUUC